CCAUUUUUUUGCACUACACUUCUCGGACGCUUAUAUACCGAACGGAACUGACAGGCCUGCGAGAGCCUGCUGCAAAACAAAACAAACAGCCAGCAGGAAGAGACCGAUGGACGUUUCCCCAUCUGUCCAACAUAAACAAGACGACCCGGACAUGUGACUGGCUGCAAGGACGGAAGCUUCUCGAAAAAAACGGCUAACCACGGGCAAAAUGUCUCGAGUUGAUGAUGUCAUGAAGCUCUGUUGUGAGCUAUCCGCCAAUCAGCAAAUACAGACCACAGUGAUGGGCUCAGGGAAAGGUGCAGCGGUUGCUGGAGGACUAGCCUUCGCUGGAGGCUUACUUGGAGGUCCCCCUGGUAUUGCCGUCGGUGGUGCUGUUGGAAGUCUCCUGGGAUGCUGGCUGACCACCGGACAGUUCAAGCCGCUGCCUCAGAUUAUCAUGGAGCUGUCCCCCCAGCAGCAGCAGAAGCUCUAUGAGAACCUCAUGACCAUCCUGGACAACGUUCACUGGACAGACUUGGCCCAGCUUACUGCUCUGGUAAUGGGUAACCCGACUCUGAAACAGCAGCUAACAGGUGCCCUUCUUGGGUACAUCACCAAAGAGCUCCAGGCCAAUGUGCAUUACGUGGACUAGUGUUUGCUGAAACAGUGGUGCUGUAUGUUGGCCUCAGAUGAAAAAGUUUCCAGAAAAAAAUGUGUCUUUUUAAUAUAUAGCUCAUCAAUAUUUUAUGGGGGUAAGAAUAUCUAAUCUUCUAACUUCUUUUGAGACUGAGUGCAGUAGUGUUUACUUUGGAUUAUUGUGAAGGACUGACAUCUCAAAAUGAAUUGAAACCAUCAUGGCCCUACUUAGAAUGCAAGUGGAUGGUGUUGUGAACAAGUUUUCAUGCUGAAAUUGCUGUGUAAAUAAUUAAACAACAUACAUAUUUAUGCAGAGCAGAUAAUCAUGUUUACCCUUAAAGUUUGCUACUGUAAAAUAAGGAUAUAUAUGUAGUAUGAAACACUACAUUGUUACACUCCUUGAAGUUUGCAACUGUGAAGUGAGGAUAUAUGUAGCAUGAAGCACUACAUUGUUACACUAUUCUCUAAGAGUACAUAUGUUGUGAAUACAAAAAAGUUCUUAUUCUCAGAAGAUAGUGUUUCGCUUCUUCAAUGUUGCUGUAUAUUAUUCCUUGCAGAUAGGUUUUCAUAUAUGUACUUCACACAUGGUACGAGGCUAUUAAAGAGUAAGCAAGCACUUGUUUUUAGCCCACCUCAGCCUAUUCACAUUUUUAAAAAAGGCAAAAAGGGAUAGACAGCAAGAGAACAGUGAUGGGGAUGGGUUGGGGCAGAAGGUUGUAGUGUUGUAGAACAUCUCGUCCCAGCUUCUCACAAGUCUACCCAGAGAGUUUAGCUGGCUAACGCCCUGCGCACCGCCCUUUUACUCACCUCGUAUUUUAUUGCUCUACCGCACUGGACGCCACAUAACUUGUGUCGUACGGGUCUCUGCAUCUUUAACUAAUAGCCCCAUAUUAAGUAGGGCAUUUGGAAGGGGUUGAUCGUAAUGUGUUUUUCCAUGGAGGCAAGAUGGAGCAUAAUUUACUUCCUCAAAGCGGCUGUGAGAUGUGCUACAUUUAUGGCUGAAUUUAUCAUGAGAGCAAUCAGUUUUACUAUCCUAGGCCAACA
Molecule: messenger RNA, 1659 nt
Organism: Lampris incognitus (smalleye Pacific opah)
Lineage: Eukaryota; Metazoa; Chordata; Actinopteri; Lampriformes; Lampridae
Product: protein C19orf12 homolog
Exons: 3
Coding region: 209-631 (140 amino acids)
Source: RefSeq, a predicted model, not a curated record